Neohortaea acidophila is the source of this 2106-nucleotide messenger RNA. RefSeq lists its product as uncharacterized. The transcript has 2 exons. The coding region runs from base 1 to 2106 and encodes 701 amino acids. Lineage: Eukaryota; Fungi; Ascomycota; Dothideomycetes; Mycosphaerellales; Teratosphaeriaceae. The record is from RefSeq and is a predicted model, not a curated record. Gene Ontology annotation, cellular component: membrane.
AUGGCGACGAAUGGAGUGCCCAUCUCCUCGCAGCAAUGCGAGGUCAUGUGUGGCCCCUUACUCAACUAUCGCCACAUGACCGGCGAAUACACCUCCUCUCCCAUCUGGCACGGCAGCGUGCUCAUCGUCACCUCUCCCGGACAACAUCCACAACCUCUCUCCCUUCGCUCCGCCAGCUCCGCCACUAGCCCAUCCGACUCGCACUCGUUUCAACCCGAAAGACUAUACGAAGACUCGCGCAAGGCCUUCUUCCGCUACGCCAUCGAUGUCCCUUUCUUAGAUCACGAGUCGGAGUGGGAGUACAACAUCUCAAACAUGGUGCCCGCUCCGGCAGAACACAGUCACAUCAACCCCAACAAGACUUGUCGCUUCUGGAUCCCCUCCAAACAUGAGAGCAUGCGCAUCAUGUUCCACUCCUGCAACGGCUUUUCCGUCGGUACAGACAUGAACACAUGGAAAGGGCCGUCGCUGUGGAAGGAUGUGAUGCGCGUGCAUACCGAACAACCCUUCCACGUCAUGAUUGGCGGUGGUGAUCAGAUCUACAACGAUGGCAUCCGUACCGAAGGCCCUCUCAAGGAGUGGACCGACAUCAAGAACCCUCACAAGCGGCGUGACUAUCCCUUUGGCGAAGACCUGCGCGUGAAGUGCGACAUCUACUACUUUGAGAAUUACGUUAAAUGGUACUCCACCGAUGCCUUUGCCGUCGCCAACGCACAGAUUCCCCAACUCAACAUCUGGGACGACCACGACAUCAUCGACGGCUUCGGCUCAUACACCGACCACUUUAUGAAGUGUCCCGUCUUCCGCGGCAUUGGCGGCGUCGCUCACAAAUACUACAUGCUAUUCCAGCAGCAUCUUGCUCCCCCGAUCUCCUCUUUUACCACAUCCAUCAGCCAUCACUCUAGAAUGAGGGAGAAGCUCUCGCGUCACCAUUCCCGACAAGCCGACACUCCCGCCCCGGCCGUCCAGACGCAGGAAGCGUUCGUGCUGCAAGAGCAAUCCGAAGGGCCAUCUUACGUCCUCGGCAAGCGACCCGGCCCGUACGUUGAAGAGUGCAGUCGAAACAUGUACUGCCAGCUCGGCAAGCACAUUGCUUUUGCCGGCAUCGACGCUCGCACCGAGCGCACCCGCCAUCAAGUCAACUACCCCGACACCUACGACCUUUUCUUCAACCGUAUCUCUUCCGCCCUUCAGGCCUCUAACGGUGAGAUCAAACACCUUAUUCUCCUCCUUGGUGUUCCCAUCGCAUACCCUCGCCUGCAAUGGCUCGAGAAUAUCCUGCAAUCACCCAUGAUUGGGCCAAUCAAAUUCCUCAAUAAGCGCUUUGGAAUCGCCAGCGGCUUUUUCAACAGCUUCGACGGCUCUGUAGACUUGGUAGACGAUCUCGAUGACCACUACACCGCCCACCAGCACAAAAAAGAGCGCAAAGACCUCGUCCUCCGCAUCCAACAGCUCGCCAAAUCCCGCUCCGUGCGCGUCACCAUCCUAGGCGGCGACGUCCACCUCGCCGCCCUCGGCCGCUUCUACAGCAAUCCCGACCUGCACAUCCCCGUGGAGAAGGACUUUCGCUUCACCGCCAACAUCGUCUCGAGCGCUAUUACUAACAAGCCGCCCCCGGCAGCGGUGGCAAACUUGCUCGCGCGCCGGAACAAGAUCCACCAUCUAGACGACGAGACGGACGAGACGCUACUGGAGCUCUUCGACAAGCAGCCCGGCGAAGGCGAAGGCGUAAAACCGAAAUCCGCACCAAACAAUCACGCCACCAUGCCCUCGCGCAACUACGCCAUCAUCGCAGAAUCACACUCCCACUCUCCAUCUCCCGCCGCAACAGCAACAGCGGCACCAACCACCAACGGUCACCCGCUUACAAACGGCAACCACGCAGCAGCCGCCGCGCCCUUCGCGCCCGCAAGUAAUCCCCGCUCAGCGCUGCACAAAGGCGAAGAGGGCGCGGGCGCGAGCCAUGCUGCUGCGCAGGGCAUUCAGAAGACCGGGUUGGCGGGGCGGUUUGGGUUGGAUGUGGCGGUGCGCGUUGAGGUUGAUUCGGCGGAUACGGAAGGGCGGACGUGUGGGUAUGGGCUUUCGAUUCCGGCGUUGGAAUGUUAG